Messenger RNA from Tyto alba (common barn owl), 2195 nucleotides. RefSeq names its product coiled-coil domain containing 89 (gene CCDC89). The transcript has a single exon. The record is from RefSeq and is a predicted model, not a curated record. The coding region runs from base 860 to 1897 and encodes 345 amino acids. Lineage: Eukaryota; Metazoa; Chordata; Aves; Strigiformes; Tytonidae.
UUUAGGCUGAUGUUUCAUACAUCUCAGUAACAUGCUGAAUGAUUAGGUACAAGCAAUGAUUUUGAUGCCCAUGUAAUGUAAAUAUUUCCCUUAUUUUUACAUGAGGACCCAGACUUUAAAAAUUACAUUCCUAAAAUAAUCUAGCAAAUCAGUGUCAAAAUUCAAACGAUGAACUAUUUAUCCAGACAAAAAGUCUUUGUACCACAGGGCAUCCAGUAAUUAUUAGCAGUGUAUAGUUUUUUUAUUUCAUUCAGAAAUCACUAAGCCUGGGAUAAGGCUAUUCAGUUAUUUUUUAAUAAGCAAUGUACCAUUAAAAUCUUAUAAAUCAACUAGAAGUUUGAUGUAACCCUCCAUGUUUUACUUGUAUUUAUAACACCAGAUCUGUAGGAGAAAAUAAAGGCAAAGGAAAAGGAUUGCUUAAGGAAUUAUUUACAGCUUGAUCACAUACAAGAUUUUUACCUAAAUAUAAUAGUACUUCUUUUAUCUACAACAGCACUUUGAGAAGGAAUCAUUAGCAAAGCUAAUAAUCAGCAACUGAAUAGGCUUGCAUAAAUACUGAGCCUACAUUCUUUGCUUUUGCAUCAUUGAGCCUGGCAUCCUCAGCAGUCCACCUGACGCUGAAGCAGGGCAAAGCAGGCGAGGAGGGCUGCAGGACCACACAGGUUGCGGGCUGCCAUCGCUUUUGGGAGGUCCUGUCCCCCCCCCCAACGCUGGUUUCUCUGGAUUUCCAGAGAAAUUCCACCAGCUUAGUGUGGCGGUGUUGGCCACGUAACCGUUGGCUACUGUUUAAGAAAAGCAGUCACUAUAAAAUUUUGUCUCAUUUUUCUGUGAGACAGGAGCUCCAACCCUGUUGGCAGGGAUGGCCAACCCCACGAGUAAUCCAGAGACAGGCAAAGACAUGGAAGAGCUGGCAAAAGGCCUGGAGGAACUCUGUGCGAGGCCUGAAGAAGAGAAGAGUGAGAAGACUCUACUGCGUUCACCCCUAGAACAGCAGCAUCACCUUAUCUGUAUAUUGAAGAAAAAAGCAGAUGACGCAUGCAAAUGCUGCAGAGGCCUGGAGCAGCUCAACACGGAGCUGGAGAAACUCAGGACAGAGGAUGCUGUGAAAAUGAAAACCCAGACCCAACGGCUUCAGCAUCUGGAGGGGCGCUUCAUGGAUCUGGCCAACAACCAUGAAAAAAUGAUCCAGUUCAAGAACGAACACAGGAAACGGCAUAUGCAGCUGUGGGAGGAGAAUAAGCGCCUGCAGCAGGAGCACGAAGCGCUCUUCAGCCAGACCGUGAGGGAGAAGGAAGCUGAAGUGCUCCAGCUCACAGCCCAGGCCAGAAAGCUCACGCAGCAGUUAGACACCUUACAGGAGAAACACGCUUACGAGAGUCGCAGAGCCCAGAAGCGAGAAAAGGAGCUGCUGGAAGCUCAGAGCCUCCAAGCAAGCGCCUAUGCCUGGGAAGCCGAUUCACUAAAAAAACAGCUGCAACACCUACAGGAGAAGCACCAACAAACUGUUGCACAGGUGGAACAUGCUGAAAACCAGCAGAGGGCUCAGGGCAGCGAGCUGCAGGCCAGGCUGGAGAGGGCGAAUGAGGAGAAAGAGUGGCUACUGAAGCUGGCCAUGGAGAGGGGCAAAGCUCUGCAAGAAAUGCAGCAGGAAAUUAAGCAGCUGGGGAGGAAGCUGGAGACUGCAGAAAACACCAGGCAGAGAGCAGGGAAGCAUCUUGUGAAAGAGGCAGCAGCAGCAAAUGACCUGAAGGUCCAAGAGCUCCAACAACAGCUCGAAAGCAGCGAACAGGCAUACAGCGAACUCUUGCUGCAGUUUGACACUUACAGAAAGCACAGUAUGGAUUUGCUGUGUAAGGAAAAAGCGCUGAAUGUCAAACUCCGUCAUUUUGUUGUGUAACUGCAGCUUUCUGCCCUGCUCUCGUCUUGGCAGGUGCCCCUCCUGUGACACACCACUGCAUUUUGUUCCUUUUCCUGAGACCCUCUUCUGACAGAGACCGCCUUCUGAUUUCUCUGCAACGUACUUACCAACUUCAAUCCUCCUCCAAAGAUGGUUCUGUAGCUUUUUUCUGUUGUUGUUACACGUUUACGUAAGAGCUCUACACUAUUAAAUCUGAUCAGGGAUUGUUGAACUAGUCAAACCUGUGACAUGAAGGAUUGGGGUGGAAAACAUAAGACAUGAAUUUGAUUGAUUUGGU